This is a messenger RNA of Stomoxys calcitrans (stable fly), 1193 nucleotides long. RefSeq lists its product as uncharacterized. NCBI's taxonomy places the organism in Eukaryota, Metazoa, Arthropoda, Insecta, Diptera, Muscidae. The coding region runs from base 304 to 714 and encodes 136 amino acids. The record is from RefSeq and is a predicted model, not a curated record. Gene Ontology annotation, molecular function: heme binding. Gene Ontology annotation, cellular component: intracellular membrane-bounded organelle; membrane. The transcript has a single exon.
UCAAUGAACAGAGCUCAAAGCAUUAAAAUCUAAAUGGAAUAAUAGCACAAAGCGUGAAAUAUAAAAAAGAAGAAACAAAAACGCAAUAGUGAAAAACUCAACAAAACUUAGAAAAAUACAACAAGAAAAUUCAAAUAUCAAAUUUAGUGGCAACAUCUCAUAUAAAAAAACAAAAAAUAAUAAAUAAACCCCAAGUGUUGUAUAUCAAAAACCGCAUAAAAAUCAUACCAAAAAAAAAAAACAAAUCAAUUAAUCACUGUCUUUGCAAUUGGAAUUUCUACUGCCACUAAAGCUCCCCUCAACAUGACAACAUCCAUAAGCUCAUUACUGCAAGCCCUGCGCAUAACACCCAUCUCUAAGUCUGAGAAAAAGGUUCAACAGCAGCCAACACUUAAAGUUUUAGCCGAUCAAAAGGUUUCUCUUCGACAAAUUUCUCUGGAGGCUGUAUCCCACCAUGAUGAUUACUCCGAUUGUUGGGUGGUGAUCUAUGAUCGAGUUUAUGAUGUUACCAACUUCCUACAACACCAUCCUGGCGGUGCUGAUGUUAUUAUGGAUCAUGCUGGUCGUGAUGCCACCUUGGCAUUUCAUGGCACUGGCCAUUCACGCGAUGCCAUAGAGCAAAUGCGAGAUUAUUUGAUUGGUGAACUGCCGGAACAUGAGAGAAUAUUUCGCACCAACAACAGUCAAGUGUUGUUAUCUGGAAUACCGGAAUAAAAUGGAACCCUGCGCUUAUAGGAUAGACCUUAUUGGCAUAGAAUUAAAAAUGUUUUGAACUGUUGUGUUUUCAUGCCUUGCGCAUGAAGUGCAAGUAUUCUGACAAAUUUUAUAGCAUGCGCCAUUUCAACAAUUAUUUCCUAGUGAUGCCCGACACCGCCUGCGUUUCUAUUGAUUUUUGUCAAUUAAAUUAUUUAUUCAAUAUUACCAAGUAAGAUUUUUAUAUUUAUUUAUGAUUUUUUUUAUAAUUAAAAAUCUCAUCUGGAGAUUUUUCUAUGUUACCUCUGAAAGGAAGGCCCUUAAGACAUAUGUUGGGCUCUUCUUGCAGGGACAACAACAAUUGUAAGAUAUUCAACUAAUGUAGUUUUUAUUAGCUUAAAAAGAUUUACGUUUUAAAUUAUUAGCUAAAAUCUUAGACUUAGUAUUGUAUUCACUUAACUAUCAGCUUUAAAAUAUAUACAACUUAAUUUCAUCUAUAA